AGAGCUUUUCUGCUACAGAUGGAGGUGGGUCCCAGUGAAAAACGCCAUCGAACGCGGUCCAAAGGAGUGCGAGCUGCGGUGGAAGUGGUACCCCAGGAGUUAUUCAGCUGCCCCACUCCAGGCUGUGAUGGCAGCGGCCAUGUCAGUGGGAAGUACGCCAGACACCGCAGUGUCUACGGCUGCCCGCUCGCCAAGAAGAGGAAGGCUCUGGAAAAACAGCCGCUAGAGCCAGCCGCCAAGAGGAGGCCCUUCAUCACCUCCUGCCAGGGCCAGGAGGAGGAGGAGGAGGAGGAAGAGGAGGAGGAGGAGGAGGAGGAGGAGGAGGAAGAGGAGGAGGUCGGUCCCUACACCAGCUAUGAGGGCGAAGCCUUGAAUGAUGGAGAGGAGUUUAAGGACCAGGGGGAGGGAGUGGAGGAAGAGGAGGGUGAGAGAGAAACAGAGGAGGAGGAAGAUGGAGAGGCAGAGGAUGAGUUUUCAGAAGAUAAUGAGGAGGAGGAGGAGGAGGAGGAGAGAGCAGACAUGAUGGUUUCACAGCAGAUGGAGGAGGAAGAGGAAGAAGUGGAGGAUGGGGAUGAAGAGGAGGAAGAAGAGGAGGACUCCCGGCAGGGUGAUGCACAAUCAAAACUCCUCCCAUUUCAUAAAGACGACAACAACAACAGCUGCAGCAUCGGCACAGGCAACACCAACGGAGAGGAGUACGAGAACUAUGACGAGCUGGUCGCCAAGUCGCUGCUCAACCUGGGCAAGAUUGCCGAGGAUGCCGCCUACCAGGCCAUGACAGAAUCCGAGCUAAACAGCAACUCCUCCAACAGCGCCGGGGAGGACGACGAUGACGAAGAUGACGAGGAGGGCAGCGAACACGGCGACAGGAAGGGGGACCUGAGUGUGGAUUUGGACAGUGAUGUGGUCAGGGAGACUGUGGACUCGCUGAAGCUCCUGGCCCAAGGCCAUGGUGCUAUGCUCCCUGAAGACGGCUACCCAGAAGGCUCCAUUGUGGACAGCAGCAGCCAUAUUAAUGGGGGACCAGGGGUCAGAGGUCAGGCUGAGGAGAGUGAGGAGGAGGUUUGUCUCAACAGUCUGGAGUGUCUAAGGAACCAGUGCUUUGAUCUGGCCAGGAAGCUGAGUGAGGCAUCUGAUCGUCCCAUCCAUCAGCCUCUCCACCAUCAUCUCCAAAACCCAACCAACCAGCAGCUGUCCCACCACCUGAACAGGUUUGACGGCUGCCAACAGGGCACUCCAGCGGUGUCCAGACAUCUGGAGCGCAGCUUCUCUGACAUGGUGACUCUGAUGAAGCUGGAGGAGCAGCUGAGCCCGGCGUCCAGAGGAUACCCGACCCGCUGCAGCCAGGAAGGUGAUGAAGACACGACGUCGGUGACGUCGGACCGCUCCGAUGAGACCUUUGACAUGGCCAAGGGGAACCUGUCCCUGCUGGAGAAGGCCAUUGCUUUGGAAUCAGAGAGGGCAAAGGUUAUGAGGGACCGGAUGGCCUCGGAGCAUACAGCAGCCCAUCGGGAACACCACCAUCACAGCCACGGCGAGCAUAGCCCGCGGAAGAGCAGCGCUGCAGAGGAGCGCAAGUCCAAGAUGCACCAUGAUGGUCUGAAGAGGGCGUACUACCCUAAAGACUCCUCACGGGGGGAGAAGAAGGAGAGCAAGUGUCCGACUCCGGGCUGUGACGGGACAGGUCAUGUGACUGGUCUGUACCCGCACCACCGCAGCCUGUCCGGGUGUCCUCACAAAGACCGUGUUCCACCUGAAAUCCUUGCCAUGUAUGAAAAUGUUUUAAAGUGUCCAACUCCUGGCUGCUCUGGACGGGGUCACGUCAAUAGCAACAGGAACUCGCACCGCAGUCUGUCUGGAUGUCCCAUCGCUGCCGCAGAGAAGAUGGCCAAAGUCCACGACAAGAGUCACCUGACUGACAGUGGCAUAAAGACCAAUCAGACGUCAGACCGCGUCCUCAGGCCGAUGUGUUUUGUCAAGCAGCUGGAGAUUCCUCAGUACGGCUACAAAAACAACGUUCCCACUAGCACGCCGCGGUCCAACCUGGCCAAGGAGCUGGAGAAAUACUCCAAAACCAGUUACGAUUAUGGCGGCUACGACGGCCAGCAUGGCGGAUACGGAAAGCGAGGCCCAAGCACCAAGUCCCACCACGGGCGAGACACCUCCCCUAAAGGAUACGACUCGAAGCAUUACUGUAAAACGUCCAGUCCGGCCAGCAGCACCACCAGCAGCUACGCGCCCAGCAGCAGCAGCAGCCUGAGCUGCGGCGGCGGGGUGGGAGGCGGCGGCGGUGCAGGAGGAGGAGGCAGCAGUGCGAGCAGCACCUGCAGUAAGAGCAGCUUCGACUACACUCACGACAUGGAGGCGGCCCACAUGGCGGCCACGGCCAUCCUCAACCUGUCCACGCGGUGCCGGGAGCUUCCGCACGCUCUGGGAGGGAAGCCCCAGGACCUGCUGACACAGAGUCCGGUUGGGGACCUGGAGGACAGUGGUGUGGUGGAUGUGGCCGGUCAGCCUGGGGGUCCGGAGGGGAGCGGGACGGUAUUGACCCCACUGCAGCCGAUGUCGCCCCGGAGACAGGCGCUGCUCAGCAGCCGCUGCUACCAGCUGAGUGACACCGACUGCUGGGACCUUCCGGUCAAUUACAACAAGAUCAAACAUCUCGGAGACGAGGACCACAAAGAGUCGGCUUAUUUCUCCUCCCUACACCAGAGCGAUGAUCUGGAUCCCUUCCAGGACUUGCUGGAGGAGCAGCGCUACCCGGGUGAGGUGACCAUGCCCAGCCCCAAACACAAAUACCCGUCCUGCAAGGAGAGCAAGAAGGAGCUCAUCACGUUAUCGAGCUGCCAGCUGGCUGAGAAGAACAUCCGAGGAAUGAUGACAACCAACUCCCAAGAACUAAAGUGUCCCACUCCCGGCUGUGAUGGAUCUGGACACAUCACCGGAAACUACGCCUCCCACAGGAGUCUGUCUGGAUGCCCUCGAGCCAAGAAGAGCGGCCUCAAAAUCCUCCACAGCAAAGAAGACAAAGACGACCAGGAGCCAAUCAAGUGUCCUGUCCCAGGCUGUGAUGGACAGGGUCAUGUGACAGGGAAGUACGCCUCUCACCGCAGUGCAUCAGGCUGCCCCCUGGCGGCCAAGAGGCAAAAGGACAGCUACAUCAAUGGCUCUCAGUUUGUCUGGAAGUCAGGGAAGACUGAUGGCAUGACCUGCCCGACGCCGGGCUGCGAUGGCUCGGGACACGUUAGCGGGAGCUUCCUCACUCAUCGAAGUCUCUCCGGUUGUCCCCGUGCCACCAACGCCAUGAAGAAGGCCAGGAUGAGUGGCGUGGAGAUGCUGACAAUCAAGCAGAGAGCAAGUAAAGGCAUUGAAAAUGAUGAAGAAAUCAAACAGCUAGAUGAAGAAAUCAAAGAUCUAAAUGAGUCCAACAAUCAAGUGGAGUCUGAUAUGAUAAAAUUGAGGACACAAAUCACCACCAUGGAGACCAACCUGAAGUCCAUCGAGGAGGAGAACAAGGUGAUUGAGCAACAGAACGACUCGCUGCUGCAUGAGUUGGCCAACCUCAGCCAGUCGCUCAUCAACAGCUUAGCAAACAUCCAGCUUCCACACAUGGAGCCAAUGAAUGAACAAAACUUUGACACGUAUGUGAGCACUUUGACAGACAUGUACACCCACCAGGAUCAGUACCAGAGCCCGGAGAACAAGGCCCUGCUGGAGAACAUCAAACAGGCUGUGCAGGGCAUCCAGGUGUAGCUCUGACAGACUCCCCAAACAAACAAACAAACAAACAAACAGAGACUUGUUUCUGCUGUAAUGAAGCACCGCUCUUUGGUUUCUGCUCAUGGUGUCUCUGUUCCUUUCACUGCUGUCGCCUCACUUUGAAAAAUGAUUCUCUACAUUUUCAACACGUUUUUGUACAUUUUCAUAUGAACUAAUAUCAGCUGAUGCAUUGUUUAUAGCUGCUGUAUAUCUGCACAUUCUGGUGUAUUUUUUAUUUAUUUAUUGUAAGCUUGAGUCAUUUUAAUGGACUGAAGAAACGGGAUUGGCGCCUUGAUUGGCAGCAGCAGGAAAAUCACGUUAAAUGGUUGUAGAUUUUUGUAAAGUCUUCAGUGGACUCCGUGGAUGUGAAUAAUCCUGUAAAUGUUGAAUUUAAAUUAUGAGAACAAACAGUGUUA
Messenger RNA from Thalassophryne amazonica, 4175 nucleotides. It is a transcript of the gene myt1la, whose product is annotated as myelin transcription factor 1-like, a. The record is from RefSeq and is a predicted model, not a curated record. Gene Ontology annotation, molecular function: zinc ion binding; RNA polymerase II cis-regulatory region sequence-specific DNA binding; DNA-binding transcription factor activity, RNA polymerase II-specific. Lineage: Eukaryota; Metazoa; Chordata; Actinopteri; Batrachoidiformes; Batrachoididae. The transcript is spliced from 21 exons. Gene Ontology annotation, cellular component: nucleus. Gene Ontology annotation, biological process: regulation of transcription by RNA polymerase II. The coding region runs from base 19 to 3753 and encodes 1244 amino acids.